AUGUAUACAAAUAAUAAUCUUGCACAACUUCCAGAUUCAUUGUCUUCGUUAUCAUCAUCAUCAUUAUUACCGUCAACACAUUUACCUGCUACCUAUGGUAAUGUUCAAAACCAACACUUAACCGUUCUUCAGACACCAUCGCUAUCACACCAAGGUAUUCCAUCAUUGCAUCAAUAUCAGUAUUCAGCAUCGUACCAUUCUCGACCAGAACUAUUAUCUGCAGAUGAAUUGGAUCUGAUAUUAUCUUUCAGAAGGAUGCAAACGUUAAAUGGUGUUUCACCAUCCCAAAGACCAUCUUCUUCAUCGUAUCCAUGUGUGAAUGAUACUUAUUCGUAUCAACCAAAAUUGUCUUUUUCUCAAACUGGUCACCACAUGCAACAAAUAGCGUAUUAUGCACCAGAUUUAACAAUGGAUCCAUCUUUACAUCACUUGCACUUAACAACAUCACAACAAUGUUCAGUGGACAAGGGAAAUCAUUUGUUCAUUCCUGAAUCGAAGUCAACAUUUGAAGAAGUUACAAAAUCCUCGUCAUCAUGUAUACUUAAACAACGGUCAUCUUCACCAAUGACACAACAACAGUCGUCAGGCCUUAAAGUAUCCUCUAUGCACAAAUGUAACUUAUUAAGUGCAAAACUGAUUAUUGAGUUACUCGAUCCAACAAAACCUUAUCAGAUAGGAGAUCCAAUUAAAAUUGGACGUCGUAUUCUUCAAACUGAUCCCUCGUCAAUUAAGUACUGGGUAGAGGGCAGUAUGACUAUCAUCGAAACAACAACUGGUGGGAAAAUACUCAGUAUGGGUGGGUACUCAUAUGUGGUGAAAAAUUACGGAAAGCUGUUCACCAAAUGGGAAUGCGAGCGUAGACGUAAUGGACAGUGUUCAACAAUACUUAUUCGUACAUCUGAUCCAAGAAAUAAAGAUAUGUUGAAGAUUUUUUCAAUUGAAGGAGAGCAUAUACAUGAUCCUACACCGCAUACUGUUGAAUUAAGAAAAUUCAAACAGCGUGUUCGAAACCGAUGCCGACAGGAAUUAUCAAGUCCACGAAUGGUCUAUGAAACUGAGCUCAUGAAAGGACAAUAUUCGAAAGAAAUGCUUUCGAUUUUGCCUACUUUCUAUAACAUUCAGGCACAGUUAUAUCGCAUACGUCUGAACCACCUGCCAACGUCUCCUACAAAUUCAAAUUUUACACUACACUCAGGAUUUACCAUGACUGAUCAAGGACAUCGUUUCUUAUUAUAUGAUUCCAACUCUGUAUUAAUGCCAUAUAUAUCAGCACCAGCUCGUGUAGGCCGUAUCUUAAUUUUUUCUAGUGAUCUACAAUUAAACAUUCUGGCAAAAUCAAAACGUGUGGCCAAUGAUGGAACUUUCCAGACGGCAUCUUAUACUAGUCAACAAAAUUACAUUAUCGUUGCAGAAUAUCAAGAAGGCCACACUGGUAAUACUGAAGCCGGAACUGUACCGGUAGUAUUUUGUUUAUGUGAAAGCAAAUGUUACGAAACAUACCGGCUGAUUAUGCAAAUACUGAAGACGGCGAUGAACACUUUGAAAUUAUUAUGGAAACCGGCAUCUUGGAUGAGUGACUACGAGAAUGGAUUAGUAAAGGCGAUUAAAGAAGAAUUACCAAAUACAAAAUUAAUUGGAUGUGCGUUCCAUUAUGCCCAAUCCAUUCAUCGUAACAUCCAAGCAAAAGGGCUGCAAGACGCAUAUCGACACGUCGAAAUCGUGCGCCAAGUUCUGCGUCAAGUUCUGCGUCAAGUCAUGGCACUGGCUUAUGUACCCAGUGAUCAAAUUCGAUCAUUAUAUUAUGAAUUUAUCAAGAAACAGUUAAAUAGUGUUCCAACAGACGUUCGUCGAAAUUUACGUACUUUCUUGAACUAUUUCGAAUCGUUUUGGUUGAAAAGAAUUCAUCAGUUUUGUGUAUUUGGCGAAUCCAUUCGAACGAACAAUUCACUUGAAGGGUAUAAUAACAAGAUGAAUGCUCAACUAUCUGCUCAUCCGCACCUCUACAAACUGAUAUUAUGGCUGGAAAAAGAAGAGCUAUUAGUACAACAGCUGGUUUCAAAAAUCGAUGCAAAUAGGUCGAUCCGUAAGAGAAAACAAACGGCAAAAACCAUUCUAAUGAACGAAUCGUUGGAAGGAUUGUGGGAUCAGUACAAUACUGGAAAAAUUGAUUCAAAAAAGUUGUUGUCAGAAGCGUCUAAAUGGGUUGCUAAAAGAGUUUGA
Messenger RNA from Adineta ricciae, 2220 nucleotides. NCBI's taxonomy places the organism in Eukaryota, Metazoa, Rotifera, Eurotatoria, Adinetida, Adinetidae. The record is from the annotation of a GenBank genome assembly.